This is a messenger RNA of Daldinia caldariorum, 1041 nucleotides long. Its product is annotated as Aldo/keto reductase. The coding region runs from base 1 to 1041 and encodes 346 amino acids. The transcript has 4 exons. The record is from RefSeq and is a predicted model, not a curated record. NCBI's taxonomy places the organism in Eukaryota, Fungi, Ascomycota, Sordariomycetes, Xylariales, Hypoxylaceae.
AUGUCGGCUCCUCCGAACCUCCCGAAGAUGACCUAUCGGUUCCUGGGCCGAUCGGGUCUGCAGGUCUCGGCCAUCUCCCUAGGCGGCUGGCUCACCUACGGCGGGCACGUGGAAAAGGAAAAAACAUUCGCCUGCAUGAAAGCCGCGUAUGAUAGCGGCGUCAAUUUCUUCGACUGUGCCGAGGCCUACGCCGAGGGCAAGUCGGAAGAAGUGAUGGGUGAAGCGAUCAGGAAGUUCGGCUGGAAGCGUAACGACCUUGUCAUAUCGACGAAGCUAUACUGGGGCAGUGCGUUUGGUGACAACCCCGUUAAUAACAAAGGGCUAAGCCGGAAGCACAUCGUCGAGGGCGCGAACGCCGCGCUGUCGCGCCUGGGGCUCGAAUACGUAGAUCUCAUCUACGCGCAUCGUCCGGAUAGACGCACACCCAUGGAGGAGAUAGUGCGCGCCUUUAACCAUUUGAUCGACACCGGGAAAGCGUUCUACUGGGGCACAUCGGAAUGGAACGCCGACGAGAUCGCCCAGGCGUGGCGUUACGCUGACAAGUUGAACCUCAUAGGUCCGGUUAUGGAACAGCCGCAAUACAACAUGCUGGAUCGCGAGAAGGUAGAGAAGGAGUACGCUCAUCUGUACCGAGAAGUCGGGCUCGGAUUGACGGUAUUUUCGCCGCUGAAAACGGGCGUCCUCUCUGGCAAGUAUAGGGACGGAAUUCCCCCGGACUCGAGAUAUGCUCAAGACAAGGUUGAGUUUAUCGCGGGGUUCUGGAAGCGCACAGGCAAGGAAUUGUGGGAUGGCAUCAUCGAGCAGGUGAAGAAGCUAGAGCCCAUCGCGGAGGAACUUGGAGUCAAGCAAAGCCAGCUAGCUUUGGCAUGGGUGCUCAAAAAUCCAAACGUGAGCUCCGCCAUUACCGGCGCGAGUAGUCCUGAGCAGGUGUACGAGAACGUACAAGCUCUCGAGGUCGUGGACAAGCUGACCCCAGAGAUUAUGGCCAAAAUCGACGAAAUCCUACAAAACAAGCCACCUGCGAUUGUUGACAGAUUUUAA